AAAGCGUGGCUAAAGGUACAUGCGUGGCCACUUUUGACACCUUAUCACAUAUAUGUCCUCCACCUUCUAUAUAAGACAAAGCCUUAAAUACAAUAUCUGAAUCCAUUGCACAAGAAGGAAACAGAGAAGAGCUGAAAAAAGGGUAAAGAGAAGUGAAAACUCAGAAGAUGUUUGCUCACAUAGGAUCCGUGCUUGCUUCCUUGAUGUUUGUAUGGGCUUUGUUUCAGCAAUAUUUUCCUUAUCCACUUCGCAACCAGUUUGAGAAAUACUCUCAAAGAUUGUUCACUCUUGUCUACCCUUACAUCGAAAUCAAGUUCCAUGAGUUCACUGGGGAGAGGCUCACUCGGAGUGAGGCUUACUCUGCCAUAGAAAACUACCUCAGCUCCAAAGCCUCCACACAAGCAAAGAAGCUCAAGGCUGAAAUGGGCAAGAACAACCAGUCUCUUGUUCUCAGCAUGGAUGAUCAUGAAGAAGUAGCUGAUGAGUUCAAUGGAGUCAAACUCUGGUGGGCUUCUGGGAAGAAAGUUUCCAAAUCAGAAUCACUUUCGUCACGCCACCCUAUGACUGAUGAGAAAAGGUACUACAAGCUCAGUUUCCAUAAACACAACAGAGAAGUGAUUUUAGGUACAUACCUGAAUCAUGUCAUAAAAGAAGGUAAGGCUAUUACGGUGAAAAACAGGCAGAGAAGGCUUUAUACUAAUAGUGGAUCUUACUGGAGCCAUGUGGUGUUUGAGCACCCUGCAACAUUUGAAACACUAGCUAUGGAUCCAGAGAAGAAGAAAAUGAUCAUUGAUGAUCUCAUCACAUUCAGCAAAGCAGGGGAGUUUUAUUCAAGAAUUGGAAGGGCUUGGAAGAGAGGGUAUUUACUCUAUGGACCUCCAGGGACUGGAAAAUCUACAAUGAUUGCUGCCAUGGCGAACCUGUUAGGCUAUGAUUUGUAUGAUCUAGAAUUGACUUCUGUGAAGGACAACACUGAAUUAAGGAAGCUGCUGAUUGAGACAUCAAGCAAAUCUGUAAUUGUGAUUGAAGAUAUUGAUUGCUCACUUGAUCUAACCGGUCAGAGGAGGAAGAAAAAUGAGGGAAAGGAAGAGGAAGAAGAGAACGAUCCAAGGCGAAAACAACCAGGAAUGGAAGAAAGAAAUGCCAAAAAUGUUCAGGUAACUCUUUCCGGUCUUCUGAACUUCAUUGAUGGAUUGUGGUCUUCUUGUCGUGGAGAGAGGCUGAUAGUUUUCACAACAAACUAUGUGGAGAAGCUGGAUCCUGCAUUGAUUCGAAAAGGUAGAAUGGAUAAUCACAUAGAGUUGUCAUACUGUGGAUUUGAGGCAUUCAAGAUGUUAGCUAAGAAUUAUCUCAACAUUGAAUCACAUUAUUUGUUUGGAACAAUAUGUGAAUUGCUGAAGGAAAGUAAAGUCACUCCAGCUGAUGUUGCUGAGCAUUUGAUGCCCAAGACUGCUUCUGGGGAUGUAGAACUUUAUUUGAAAAGUUUGAUUCAAGCACUAGAAUUGGCAAAAGAAGAAGCCAUGUCAAAAUCUGAGUAAUGUGCGAGAAAUUAAGUGUGUUUGGAUCAGCGUUUGCAGAAUUAUUGACUCGGACAGAAUUGAUACCGACAGAAUUGAGUAUUGUAAAAGUGAGUUAAAUGCACAAAACUGAAGCAACCUCUAAGCAAGAUUCUCAUUGGACUGGAAAUUAUUCAUAAGCCAAAGCAACCAGAAACUACACGUCAGGGUGAUCAGUGAUGCAAAGUAGAGUCUACUAAGAUAAAGAAAGUGAAAGGAGUGGCAUAGUGGAAGGGAAUGAGUAAGCAAAGCACAUUAUAUAUACUCAUUCUGUUGCUUAUAACCUUAGAAAAUUAUAGAACUGAACCUUUUGCUAAUUGAUGACCUAAUUAACUCAACAUCCAACAUAUAUAUGCUGGAAAGAUGGGACUUUGAUAGAAUAUGUUUCAACUUUAUUAUCAUUUGGCAAGUUUAUGCCAUUUUCCUUCAUAAUCAAUCAAGCACUUCAUCCUCAGCAGACUGCACUAUAUAGGGGACUGCUUGUUUAGUCUAUUUUUUCCAGAGAUUUUAGGUAAAAUGUAAGUUAUCUCUUCAUUAAAAAAAUGAUAGUUUCAGAAGCUAUUUUUCACCGAUUCAGAUUAGUUUAAGAAGUUAUUAUAAAUAUUUUAAUUUUUUAAAAUGUAAAAGGAUCUUUUUGUGAAGUUUGAAAUGAAUAAGUACAGAGAAGAAGGGUAU
Messenger RNA from Lotus japonicus, 2231 nucleotides. RefSeq names its product AAA-ATPase ASD, mitochondrial-like. The coding region runs from base 168 to 1538 and encodes 456 amino acids. The record is from RefSeq and is a predicted model, not a curated record. The transcript is spliced from 2 exons. Gene Ontology annotation, molecular function: ATP binding; ATP hydrolysis activity. Lineage: Eukaryota; Viridiplantae; Streptophyta; Magnoliopsida; Fabales; Fabaceae.